GACCUGGUCAAGGAACUGAACUCCUCUGAUGUAACGUCUCAGCAGAGAGCUGUAGAAAAGGCUGAUUGCUACAUAGCUGCCUUGAAGGAGAAGGAGGAACCAUGCAAAACACUCCUCAACAGGACAGUGAUAAACACCAAUCCCUCACAACGGGCGCCUGCACCGACGGUAACAGCUUAAUAUUGAGUCUCUCUCUGCACAAAGCAAGCACAUAAUGACUUUUCAGAUUGAAUCCCAAUCUACUAGCAAUCUUUCCUGUGGUCUGUAAUAGGUUGGAUGUGUGUGCAUUGUCUAUAACGGCAGGUACAUUUUAGCAUCCUUUCAUUUGGCUAAUUAGAUUUUUUUUUUCUUAGAAGGUACAGGUAAGUAAUUUGAUGUCAUGCUGCAGAAACAUGUUUUUGAAUAUUUGUUUUCUAUUCUUUUUUUACAGGGUUCACAGAAUUAUCCCAGUUCAAGUGCAGGUGUGUGAAGCUAAAAUGGGUCUCUUUUGCUGUAUGAUGAGAUUAUAAGGUUUGGGACAACUAUAUAAGAAAUAAUUUAGGAACAACUUAAUUUGAGCAUGGUACUCAAGAUGUGUAGCAGAUCGGGAUCAUUGAAACUCGCUUCUCAGCGAGUGUCUCCACUUGCGUUGACGAAUAGCUAGCUUUUCGGUAGCGCGACUGGGUAAGACGCUUCAGGAGGGCGGUGGCGCGUGUUUGCGAGGCAGAUGUCAUGGGUUCAAGCCUCGGUAUGAGCCGAAUCAGGAGGAAGCGGUACUAGCUAAGUAAGCAGCGUGACGUCCUUUACAUUUGCAUAAAUCAAACACAAAAAGUUUGGGUAGUGUCUGGCUCUGUAUACAGUACAUUUAUCUCAAGUUAGGAUUUGUCCCUUUAAAGGGGCCAUCUGCAAUUUUUAAACAAUGUAAUUGUAAUGAAACACUGUAUAGCCUCAAAACAUGGUUAAAACUAUAAUUUUGAUCUCAUGGUUGGUCAGUCAGUCCUUGAAUCCAUAGCUCUGUCUAUGAAUUUGAGAGUGUUUACAUUUCUCCAGCCCCAUCCCUCAGCUGUUUACCAAAACACUGGCGGGAUGCCUGCUUUGUUGUUCUUGGAACUGCAGAUUGCCCCUUUAAGUGCUUACAUGGUACUACAUCAUACUGCCCAGAGCACUCUGUCUAUUUAAUCUGCAACUCCACCUUUAAUUGCACUAUCCCUAAACAUCAAUCAGCUUUACUCAGAAUAAAUACAAUUCAAAUAUAGUAAAUUGCACCACACAGUUAAAUUCCAAUUCAAUAGCCUAUGGAUGUCAAUACCCUUAACUGGAUUACCAAGAUCAGCCUAUCAAGUUCCGGUAACAGUCGAUCCCUGUGUUUUAUUUUUUAAUUGUAUUUUCUUUUUCUUAGAGGAGGUAGAUUAGCUUUAAUAUUGCAUAUAUAUUGUGGGUUCUAUCAAUGUAAUUGUCUGCAUCAUUUCCAACCCUCAUAUGUUUAAAAAAACAUAUUUUUUCCUUCUUUAUUAUUUUCCCCGAACCCUACCACCCCUCCCAUAAUUGGAGUAAACUACAUACUAUAUAAAUUUUACGGACAUGGUAUAGUUUACAGUAGUUAUCUUUUUUUAUUUGUUUUUAGUCCCACCCUUCAGCUACUCUGAACCUCUCCCAUAUAUCUCUGAAAACAAAUGUGCUGUAAUUUUACAAAGAGUAUUAUUAUACUUGUGCAAUUUGCAGAGUUAGCUCCAGGUAAAUGUUGCAAUUCUUCAGCAAUUCCUGAACCUAUGACCAAAAUCAAACUACAUAUGGGAAGUACCAAAACAAUUGAUUUAAUGAUUCUGUCUCUUAGCAGCAAAAUCUGCAGAUCUGGGAUGGUUGUAUCCUCCAUAUACAUAACAUACUAUUGGUUGCAAGAAUUUUGUAUAAUAAUUUUAAUUGGAUCAGUUCACAAACCAUGGAAUCGGCACAUCAAAAAUCUCUUCCCCAAUUACAGUGGCUUGCAAAAGUAUUCACCCACCUUGGCAUUUUUCCUAUUUUGUUGCCUUACAACCUGGAAUUAAAAUGCAUGUAGAGGUCUGUAAUAUGUUGUAUCAUAGGUGCACUUCAACUGUGAGAGACGGAAUCUAAAACAAAAAUCCAGAAAAUCACAUUGUAUGAUUUUUAAGUAAUUAAUUUGCAUUUUAUUGCAUGACAUAAGUAUUUGAUACAUCAGAAAAGCAGAACUUAAUAUUUGGUACAGAAACCUUUGUUUGCAAUUACAGAGAUCAUACGUUUCCUGUAGGUCUUGACCAGGUUUGCACACACUGCAGCAGGGAUUUUGGCCCACUCCUCCAUACAGACCUUCUCCAGAUCCUUCAGGUUUCGGGGCUGUCGCUGGGCAAUACAGACUUUCAGCUCCCUCCAAAGACUUUCUAUUGGGUUCAGGUCUGGAGACUGGCUAGGCCACUCCAGGACCUUGAGAUGCUUCUUACGGAGCCACUCCUUAGUUGCCCUGGCUGUGUGUUUCGGGUCAUUGUCAUGCUGGAAGACCCAGCCACGACCCAUCUUCAAUGAUCUUACUGAGGGAAGGAGGUUGUUGGCCAAGAUCUCGCGAUACAUGGCCCCAUCCAUCCUUCCCUCAAUACGGUGCAGUCGUCCUGUCCCCUUUGCAGAAAAACAUCCCCAAAGAAUGAUGUUUCCACCUCCAUGCUUCACGGUUGGGAUGGUGUUCUUGGGGUUGUACUCAUCCUUCUUCUUCCUCCAAACCCGGCGAGUGGAGUUUAGACCAAAAAGCUCUAUUUUUGUCUCAUCAGACCACAUUACCUUCUCCCAUUCCUCCUCUGGAUCAUCCAGAUGGUCAUUGGCAAACUUCAGACAGGCCUGGACAUGCGCUGGCUUGAGCAGGGGGACCUUGCGUGCGCUGCAGGAUUUUAAUCCAUGACGGCAUAGUGUGUUACUAAUGGUUUUCUUUGAGACUGUGGUCCCAGCUCUCUUCAGGUCAUUGACCAGGUCCUGCCGUGUAGUUCUGGGCUGAUCCCUCACCUUCCUCAUGAUCAUUGAUGCCCCACGAGGUGAGAUCUUGCAUGGAGCCCCAGACCGAGGGUGAUUGAGCGUCAUCUUGAACUUCUUCCAUUUUCUAAUAAUUGUGCCAACAGUUGUUGCCUUCUCACCAAGCUGCUUGCCUAUUGUCCUGUAGCCCAUCACAGCCUUGUGCAGGUCUACAAUUUUAUCCCGAUGUCCUUACACAGCUCUCUGGUCUUGGCCAUUGUGGAGAGUUUGGAGUCUGUUUGAUUGAGUGUGUGGACAGGUGUCUUUUAUACAGGUAAUGAGUUCAAACAGGUGCAGUUAAUACAGGUAAUGAGUGGAGAACAGGAGGGCUUCUUAAAGAAAAACUAACAGGUCUGUGAGAGCCGGAAUUCUUACUGGUUGGUAGGUGAUCAAAUACUUAUGUCAUGCAAUAGAAAGCAAAUUAAUUACUUAAAAACCAUACAAUGUGAUUUUCUGGAUUUUUUUUCACAGUUGAAGUGUCCCUAUGAUAAAAAUUACAGACCUCUACAUGCUUUGUAAGUAGGAAAACCUGCAAAAUCGGCAGUGUAUCAAAUACUUGUUCUCCCCACUGUAUAUGUUUCCCCUUAAACCACCAGGUGAACCUCCGUCUCAGUCUCAAAUCUCUGGAAGACUGAAACAGGUUUCCCUCUUAGAAUCUCCCUGUAUUUAGCGCCAUCCAUCAUUCCUUCAAUUCUGACCAGUUUCCCAGUCCCUGCCGAUGGUGUUCUCGGGGUGAUGAGAGGUGUUGGGUUUGCACCAGACAUAGCGUUUUCCUUGAUGGCCAAAAAGCUUAAUUUUAGUUUCAUCUGACCAGAGUACCUUCUUCCAUAUGUUUGGGGAGUCUCCGACAUGCCUUUUGGCGAACACAAAGCAAUGGCUUUUUUCUGGCCACUCUUCCGUAAAGCCCAGCUCUGUGGAGUGUACGGCUUAAAGUGGUCCUAUGGACAGAUACUCCAAUCUCUGCUGUGGAGCUUUGCAGCUCCUUCAGGGUUAUCUUUGGUCUUUUUGUUGCCUAUCUGAUUAAUGCCUUCCUUGCCUGGUCCGUGAGUUUUGGUGAGUGGCCCUCUCUUGGCCGGUUUGUUGUGGUGCCAUAUUAUUUCAAUUUUUUUAUAAUGGAUUUAAUGGUGCUCCGUGGGAUGUUCAAAGUUUUUGAUAUUUUUUAUAACCCAACCCUGAUCUGUACUUCUCCACAACUUUGUCCCUGACCUGUUUGGAGAGCUCCUUGGUCUUCAUGGUGCCGCUUGCUUGGUGGUGCCCCUUGCUUAGUGGUGUUGGAAACUCUGGGGCCUUUCAGAACAUGUGUACAGUAUGGACACAGGUGGACUUUAUUUAACUAGUUAUGUGACUUCUGAAAGUAAUUGGUUGCACCAGAUCUUAUUUAGGGGCUUCAUAGCAAAGGAGGUGAAUACAUAUGCAUGCACCACUUUUCCUUUAUGUAUUUCUUUUGAAAUUUCUGAAACAAGUUAUUUUUUUCAUUUCACUUCACCAAUUUGGACUAUUUUGUGUAUGUCCAUUACAUGAAAUCCAAAUAAAAAUCCAUUUAAAUUACAGGUUGUAAUGCAACAAAAUAGGAUAAACGGCAAGGGGGAAUAAUACUUUUGCAAGACACUAUAUUUUGCAACCUGUAUGGCGCAGCUGUCCACUUCUUGGUCCUUAAAUGAAACUGGUAUACUUUUUUAUUUAUCACAAUUUUUUUAAACCAAUUUUGGUCUUUAAUGUAGGGCCGACAGACAGGUUCCUUACCUUCUCCCCCUUCAACUUGCCUCUUUCAUUUUCACGGUAAUGCUGCAAUCAGUUGGUUGUAUUUUGGGAUAGAGCAGACAUUUCCAUAUAUUUUUGUUAGCUGAAUGUGUGACAUAACCCCAUCAGUCCUAUUUAUGAUAUCAUUAACAAAGAUUAUAGAUUUUUUAAACAUUUUUAUCAAUUAGUAUAUUUGAGUUUAACCAUAAUAUUUGUUGUAAUAACUGAAAGUGAGAGGUUGUAAUCUGAAUAAAGGAAAAAGGGCUUUCUUUUUUUACACUGGGUGAGCCAUUCUUACUAAUUUAAAUACAACUUUUGUAUGACUGAAGCCUUUAGUGAGAGGUUACAUUCUUGAAUAUUUAAUAAUUUCAGCUCUCCGAAUUCAUAUUCAUUAUAUAAAUAGUCCGGUUAAAAGUUUGUCUGGCUUGCCGUUCCAAAUAAAGUGGAAUAUAUUUUGCUCAUAUAAUUCUAAAAACAAGUAAUUCAGUGUAGACAGGGCCAUAAGUAAAUAGGUAAACUGGGAUAUGACUAAUGAAUUAAUCAGGGUCAUUAAAAAAAAAAAACUUUCCAUGGUAGCAAGAUCUUAUCUAUUUUUGCUAACUUUCUUAAAAAUGAAUUGUUGUGAGAUCUUUUCUUUCUUUCGGGAAUAUGAAUACAGAUUAUGUCCACUUCACCGUCAGACCAUUUUAAUGGUAAAAUACAUGGUAAUGUAAAAGUUAUAUUUUUUUGCGAUCCUUUACAUAAUAUGGUACACUUAUCAUAGUUUGGUUGUAAUCCAGAGAGGUUAGAGAAAUUACCUAGAUCUUCUAUGAGGCUGUGCAGGGAUACAAAUUGCAGAUUUAAAAGAAAACAUGAGUCGUCAGCGUACAAUGACACCUUUGUUUUUAAGCCCUGGAUUUCUAGCCCCUUGAAAUUGUUGGAUCUAAUUUUCAUAGCUAACAUUUCGAUGGCCAUAAUAAAUACAUAUGCCAAUAGUAGACAACCUUGUUUCACUCCUCUUGACAGUUUAUUACUUUCUGAGAAGUAGCCAUUAUUUGCUAUUUUACACCUGGGGUUACUAUACAUAACUUUAACUCAUUGUAUAAGAGAUUCUCCUAAAUUAAAAUAGUCCAGGUAUUUAUAUAUACAUUCUAGUCUACUUUAUCAAAGGCCUUUUCAAAAUCAGCUAUUAAUACCAGGCCCGGUUUCCCAGAUUUUUCAUAGUGUUCUAUUGUUCCCAGUACUUGUCUUAUAUUAUCUCCAGUGUAUCGUCCAUGUAAAAACGCUGUCUGAUUAGGAUGAAUAAUAUCCGACAAUACCUUUUUAAUUCUAUAUGCUAUGCAUUUUGCUAGAAUUUUGGCAUCACAACACUGAAGUGUAAGGGGCCUCCAGUUUUUUAGGUGGACUGGAUCUUUAUAUUUACCACCUGGGUCUUGUUUCAGUAAUAGUGAUAUCAGACCUUCUUGCUGAGUAUCUGAUAGUCUACCAUUUUUAUAGGAGUGGUUAAAACAUGUUAAUAACGGACCUCUGAGUACAUCAAGAAAGGUUUGGUAUACCUCAACUUGUAUGCCAUCCAGCCCUGGAGUAUUCCCAGAUUUAAAGGCUUUAAUUGCAUCAAGAAGUUCCUCCUCUGUAAUUUGGCCUUCACAUUAGUCUUUCUGUACAGCUGUUAAUUUUACACUAUUAAUAGAAAAAAAUCCUUACAAUUAACUUCAGUUAGUGGUGAUGAAGGAGACUGAAACGAAAACAUAAGCAUAAAGUACUUUGCUUCCUCUUUCAAAAUAUUGUUUGGUGAAUCAUGGAUGACUCUGUCAUUUGUAAAAAGUGUCUGUAAAUAAUUUCUGGUAGCAUUUCUCUGUUGAGGAUAAAAACAUUAUUUGAUGCAUUUUCCCCCAUAUUCCAUCCAGUUCGCUUUAUUUUUAUAAUACAGUGGGGAGAACAAGUAUUUGAUACACUGCCGAUUUUGCAGGUUUUCCUACUUACAAAGCAUGUAGAGGUCUGUAAUUAUUGUCAUAGGUACACUUCAACUGUGAGAGAUGGAAUCUAAAACAAAAAUCCAGAAAAUCACAUUGUAUGAUUUUUAAGUAAUUAAUUUGCAUUUUAUUGCAUGACAUAAGUAUUUGAUCACCUACCAACCAGUAAGAAUUCCGGCUCUCACAGACCUGUUAGUUUUUCUUUAAGAAGCCCUCCUGUUCUCCACUCAUUACCUGUAUUAACUGCACCUGUUUGAACUCGUUAUCUGUAUACAAGACACCUGUCCACACAUUCAAUCAAACAGACUCCAACCUCUCCACAAUGGCCAAGACCAGAGAGCUGUGUAAGAACAUCAGGGAUAAAAUUGUAGACCUGCACAAGGCUGGGAUGGGCUACAGGACAAUAGGCAAACAGCUUGAUGAGAAGGCAACAACUGUUGGCGCAAUUAUUAGAAAAUGGAAGAAGUUCAAGAUGACGGUCAAUCAUCCUCGGUCUGGGGCUCCAUGCAAGAUCUCACCUCGUGGGGCAUCAAUGAUCAUGAGGAAGGUGAGGGAUCAGCCCAGAACUACACGGCAGGACCUGGUCAAUGACCUGAAGAGAGCUGGGACUACAGUCUCAAAGAAAACCAUUAGUAACACACUACGCCGUCAUGGAUAAAAAUCCUGCAGCGCACGCAAGGUCCCCCUGCUCAAGCCAGUGCGUGUCCAGGCCCGUCUGAAGUUUGCCAAUGACCAUCUGGAUGAUCCAGAGAAGGAAUGGGAGAAGGUCAUGUGGUCUGAUGAGACAAAAAUAGAGCUUUUUGGUCUAAACUCCACUCGCCGCGUUUGGAAGAAGAAGAAGGAUGAGUACAACCCCAAGAACACCAUCCCAACUGUGAAGCAUGGAGGUGGAAGCAUCAUUCUUUGGGGAUGCUUUUCUGCAAAGGGGACAGGGCGACUGCACCGUAUUGAGGGGAGGAUGGAUGGGGCCUAGCCAGUCUCCAGACCUGAACCCAAUAGAAAAUCUUUGGAGGGAGCUGAAAGUCUGUAUUGCCCAGCGACAGCCCCGAAACCUGAAGGAUCUGGAGAAGGUCUGUAUGGAGGAGUGGGCCAAAAUCCCUGCUGCAGUGUGUGCAAACCUGGUCAAGACCUACAGGAAACGUAUGAUCUCUGUAAUUGCAAACAACGGUUUCUGUACCAAAUAUUAAGUUCUGCUUUUCUGAUGUAUCAAAUACUUAUGUCAUGCAAUAAAAUGCAAAUGAAUUACUUAAAAAUCAUACAAUGUGAUUUUCUGGAUUUUUGUUUUAGAUUCCGUCUCUCACAGUUGAAGUGUACCUAUGAUAAAAAUUACAGACAUCUACAUGCUUUGUAAGUAGGAAAACCUGCAAAAUCGGCAGUGUAUCAAAUACUUGUUCUCCCCACUGUAUAUUACACUUGAUCUUUCUUGAAAAAGUUCCUCUAGUUCUUUUUGUUUUUCCUCGAACUCAUUCUGUGCCUGUGUUUAUGUUUCCAAAUAAUGUAUCUUUCACAAUCCAAUUAGUGCUCUCAAAAUCCCCCCUGUGAAAACGAUGUACUGUAGUCCCAUUUCAAUUGCAAUGAAUUUCAAUUGGUUCUACUUCUAACAUGGUCCUCUUCUGUGCCUAGUGUAAAAUUGAAUAUCUGUACAGGUACUGUACUCGGGUAGUGGAAUAGAGUCAAAUCCCAUAGGAUUCCCAUCAUAUUUAACAUAAUUUAGUGAAAAGUUCAACUCCAUGAAUGAACUACUAUGUGACCAGCUGACCACUAAUGACCCACAAAUGUUCUUCUCAUUAAUGCAAUAUCUAAUUUCACCGUUUAGAAAUGUAGAGUUUACAUUCCAUGUAAAACACUUGUUUAAGAAUAUUGUUUCAUAUUCUCCUUAAUUCUCUAGAUAAUUUCAUGAAAAUUAUGGAAAACGAUGCAGAGGACAGACAUAAAAGGAGACAAAUGAAACAGGAAAAAGCAAAUGGUGUGUAUGAAGUCAUUUCUCUAGCAUGGAUUAGUUCUUGCAAUUUCCUAAUUAGGGUCUCUCUUAAUUCAGCUCUUUUUAACCUGACACUGUAUUUGUUUAUGUCCUUAUUCCCUCAGCCCUCAAAGAAAAGGGGAACGUAGCAUACGCCCAGGGAGAAUACGAGACUGCUGUGAAGCUUUACAGCGACGGUUUAGACGAGCGACGAGACAUGCAGCCGCUUUAUACCAACAGAGCACAAGUACUCUCCUCAGCUUCAUUUCAGCUUUGCAUCACUUUACUUAACUCUUCCCUUUUAAAAACAGUAUGUUGAACAGUAUCUGUCCACUUUUUCCUCUGCAGUCCUAUAUCAAACUGGAGAAAUAUAAGGAGGCCAUAAGUGACUGUGAGUGGGCUCUAAAGGUAAGGUUGACUAGGAACUUUGGGUCAAUCACUUGCUCCCUCGUUCUUCAUAACGCCAUGCCAGGCAGUGCACUUGUGAUCCUGUACUGACCUGGGAGCACAGAACAGACCAUGCAGUGUAGAGGACAGUGCUCACUGACAGUAAUGAACUAUAAGUGGUGUAGAGAGGGGAGGAACGUUGGUUGGAGUCCUGCAUAUACCCCUUAGAAUCGGUAAUAAAAGCAGUAUAAAAAAUCAGUGCUCACCUUUCAGAACUAUCUAUUUAGAAAAACAUACAAACUAACUGGACAAUGGGUUUGGCCUAAUUCAAGGGAGUACCGUAUUCAGAACACCUUGAUGCUUGAGUAAAUUUGCAAUUGAAAAUGUUUUGGUCCAUUUUUGUGUAAUGUCCAUAUUGCAGAUUAUAUAUUCAGUUGACGUGUGACGUAUGAUUCUCUUGCUCAUAUUAUUUAUUUACAGUGUAAUGAGAAGUGUGUUAAAGCAUAUUAUCACAUGGGGAAAGCACACCUGGCACUCAAGAAUUAUAACGAGGUGGGCAUCAUUCCAUUUCAUUUUAACCAUAUCUAACUGCAUUGUAAAGAAAACGGCCUACAACUAUAUUCAGUCACUCUGGAUGCCUAUCUGCCUCAAACUUUAUAUUGAUCUCCUAAAAUGCAGAUUUUGCAACUUUUUAAGCUUAUCCUUCCUUUAGCAAAUAGAUUCUUGCAGGCAUUCUGCUUAAUACAAUAUUUAAAAUACAAAGUGACUGCAUGUCUUUCUUAAAUGGUUUCAAAAUUUCUGCUUACUCUCUGUCUGUGUGUAUUAGUGAGACCAGAGUCCCAUAUAUUGAUCUAUGGCUCUGGGUGAGAUUAGUAGAGUGCAUCAUCCUAUCGCAUGACCAAAGGGAGCUGUAGGAAACGUAAUUUACAUAUCUCUAUUUUACAGUCGCGAAUGUGCUAUCAAAAGAUACUGGAAAUUGAGCCAGGACGGGAAAAGAUGGUCAAAGGUAAGGCAAUAUAAAACGCUGAAAAGUUUGGUUGGCUAGUGAAGUCUAUUAAUCAGAUUCGCUCAUGGUCCCACUUAAACAAACUACAAUUUAUAAAGGCUUUAUAGAGCAUUCAUAACAUCUCCAUAAACACUACAUAGAUGCCUCACAAAUCAUUUAUGAACAAACUCAACAAAGUCAUACAAUGUAAGGGGUUAUAUAUGACCCAUGUAACCAUAGGGCAAGGAUCAUCAACUAGACUCAGCUGCAGGCGUAAUAAUUUUUUUGCUCUGAAAACUUGGCAGCCCAAAUAAUAUCUCCGCCAGUAGGGGAACCCUAGGGCCUAGGCUAACGCACCAUCUUCAGGGAUGAUUAAUCAGAAAUUACUGCUUUUUUAUGUACUCAUAAUACAUAGUAUAGAAACCGACUUAUCCCUUAGCCAAAAUUCAGAUUUUGAUGUUGUCCUGACUCCUGAUCACAUCCCACCAUCUUGCCACCAAUUCAUCCCCUCUCAGCAGAGAGGUCUGUUAGGCACCCUCAUUUAUUUACGUAUGUUUCCUUUCUAAUCUGUGGCCCUACUAGCUGUUUAUAGCAUAUGAUGCUAUUUACAACAUAUGAUCAUAUGUUUCCUUUCUAAUCUGUGGCCCUACUAGCUGUUUAUAGCAUAUGAUGCUAUUUACAACAUAUGAUCAUAUGUUUCCUUUCUAAUCUGUGGCCCUACUAGCUGUUUAUAGCAUAUGAUGCUAUUUACAACAUAUGAUCAUAGGUUUCCUUUCUAAUCUGUGGCCCUACUAGCUGUUUAUAGCAUAUGAUGCUAUUUACAACAUAUGAUCAUAUGUUUCCUUUCUAAUCUGUGGCCCUACUAGCUGUUUAUAGCAUAUGAUGCUAUUUACAACAUAUGAUCAUAUGUUUCCUUUCUAAUCUGUGGCCCUACUAGCUGUUUAUAGCAUAUGAUGCUAUUUACAACAUAUGAAUGCAUAUUAUUAAACACGGUCGUCAUACUGUCCUACAUUCCUUUGAUCCACCGCAAUGAGGUUACCCCAUACUAGGCUCCCCAGAAGCCAUCUGUCUCUGAGCCCAUGUUUUCUCUUUUCUUCGUCAAGAUUAUCUGACCCAAGUGGAUUUUGAGGAAGAAAGAGAAUGCCAGGAAAGCAAAGCGUGGGAGGAGUUUGAUAAGGAAGAAGAAAAGGCCACGACAGUGCUUCAACUGUUGAAAAAGCUGGACAGACCCAAUCAGUUCCCGUUAUACUACUGCGGAGGGCUCAAGCUUCUGUCACACGCCAUUACAGACUGUGAGUACUCUGUUGGGAGUUUCCCCAUCCCUCCAAAUCCUGUGUGAGUGAGAGUGUGUGGGAAUGCUAUUUCUCGCUUCGCUUCCCCAACCCUCCUCAUCCUAUCCUGUGGGCCAAAUGGAUGUCAAUGGAUGCUCCUUCAGGUCAAGGGAGGACAGCGUUGAUAGGUGGGUUUCUCUUAUUCAUGGUUCGACUCAGAAAAAUGCAGUUCAUCUACUUUUACUGAAGAAACUUGAAACUCAGUGGAGAUCAAAUCACUGCAAAGACCUAAUGUUUGUUGUUGUGGUUAUGGUCAAUUUGUAAUCCUCUGAAAAUAAAAUACAGAAGGGAAGACCUGACCUGACCCCUCUGCAGUAUUGAUUUCUCUUCAUGGUUCAUUUUGUUUGUCACAGUUCAGCUAACUGCCCAAUAUUGCCCAGCUGAGGCGCUAGGUAGGCAGAGGAAAGGACACACGGAAGUGCAAUGAUAAAUAUGUGUUUACAAUCCAAACAUCCAUUUGGGAGCUGUUCUAUUACCAACACCUCAGAUUGUGUAGAAUGCAGAGGGACAGUACUGGAUGAUUUAUGCUAGAAUUUGUAGUGCUGUAGAGUAGCUAGUGUAUACAAGCUUUUAUGUUGAAUAAUUUGACAUUUUAGUUGUCACAGAUUUUUCCCAUUUGACAUAAUUUAAAGGCCCAAUGCAGCCGUUUUUAUAUCAAGGUCAAAUCAUUUCUGGGUAACAAUGAAGUACCUUACUGUAAUAGUUUUCCAUUAAAUUUGACCAAAAUUGCUUUUUAGCAAAACACUAUUUCUCAAGCAAGAGUUUUGCUAGGACUGUCUGGGAGUGUUCUGAUUGGGGAGGGGAAAACUUAAAACGAACUGUUAUUGGCAGCGAGGUUUGGAGCUCUGUAUAACCAAUUUACUGCCUGGUGAUGUCACCAGGCAAGCCGAAACUCCCGCCCAUGCAAACAGGCUGAUUAGAAGGUCCUGUGUACAUUGUAUUUUCAACCAGCAGGAAAUAACACUGAUCAAAUUUUUUCACACUUUUACAGUGUUGGUUUCAUCAGCUGUUGUACAUUAUAAUACAAAACACAGGAAAAACUGAUUUUUGAGUGCACUGGGCCUUUAAGGUGCACACAUGUUCCCACUAUAAUGUUAAAUGUACAUGAUAUGUGUGAACUGCCGGUAUCAAUUAGAACAAACUACAAUACCAUCAAUGACAAUAAUCAAUGAUAUCAAUGGUAGACUGCUACCUAACAUUUCCAGUCUGGGUUUUCACUUCCCUUGUCAUAUGGAUGAAUACAACCUGUCAGAUGAUCGACUGCUUGUAAGACUGACUGUCUUACAAUGUCAUUCAAUGAAAGGGCAAAAGUAACAUAAUUCCCAGUUGAACAUCUCUAAGAGUGUAGAAAAGGCCUGCCUGACAUUAUCGCCACCAAAUCACCUCGGCAGAUCUUUUUUUCCCUCUUCUCCUACAUGUUCUCUGCACACAAGCCCGGUCUCACCAUCUUUAUGAGAGAAAUAGUGGAGGACCUUUGGCUCUGGAUGACUUUUAUUUAUUCCACUCUCUCCUGCCCUUGACCGCCAGGCAUUGUGUUUCUGAAGCCUGGCCACGGGCGCACUGUGAUGAUGUAUGGGGCUCACUGAGGUAAGGAGAGGCCUCCCGAGUCCUGACGUUAUCUGCUCUUCCUAACAGGCACUGGCCAGACGCUGUUCCGAUUAAACAAUGGCUUCAGUAUCAUCCAAACCAAUGACACCGUAAGAAGGUAAGGAGACUCGAGAGAUGCCCCUGACUGACUGACUAACACUGAAAGGGAGUUAAGGACAGUCAGAGUAAACCAUGGACCCAAAAAGUUUUUCAAACAAAAGAGAUGUGUCUUUCAAAGUUACUCGCUCUCUGUUAGUUGCUAGUUAAAUAUUUCCAAAAUAGAAUGAGCUCCUUUAGAGAUUUGGAUUAACCUGUAAUGUGCUGUGCCCCAUGUAUAUAGUAGGUGUUAUGUAGGGUGAGACACUAAUCACAACUCCCUCAUGUGAAGUUAGUAAGGGUAUUAUUAACCUAAAGUCGUCAGGCAAUUGUUCUUGUGUAGCAUUGUGGACUUGUGGUCAUAUUUCAGACCAGCACAGAUUGUCAGGAAAGUGGUUCAAGUUUUCAGCACAAAGUAAUGAGAAAAAUAUGCCAUACUCAUAAAGAACACAAUUGGGUUUCCUUAUUUUCAGUUGCCUGUUGCAGAAAUCGACAGCGCCAGGCGCAGAGGAGCUAUGUAUGUCCGUACUGAAAUUGUGGAGGGUGAUUUGCGAUGGAAAUGGUUUGUAGACAGACAUUGGAGUGAUAUUUCCUCCUCUUUUUUUUGUGUCAAGAGAAAUUGUGAGGAAAAAAAUGCAUGAAAUGCCAAACGUCUUAAAUUAUGCCAUUGUUUUCACAUUAUUCUGCCUGUCAUGCUUUUUUGCCAUCUCCUUAUUAAGUGCCCACUUGUUCUGUAGUUACACAAGCAAUGUGUGCUUAAGGGGCAAUCUGGGAUUGGUCUUGCAGAACCCACGAAAUAUAACCUUGUUUUACUCCAUUGUUUGUAAACAAUGUAAUUGUAAACACACACCUUGAAGCUUCAAAACAUGGUUAAAACUACCAUUUGGGGUGACCAUUUCGUUGUUGUUUGAAUCCCAGACUGCCCCUUUUACCACAUCAAAAUUCAUGAACACUUGUUACCAAGAGAAAAUAAUUCCUCCUUCUUCUCCCAAACGGUGACAAAUCAAUUAUACUGCUGUCCAAAACCUGUUAUGCCAAUGUCAAAAUAGGGGAAAUGCAUUUGAUGUAAAAAAUCAGGCAAUUAACGAGGCAAGUGCAAUUAUAUUGUUGCUAUUGCAUUUAAAGUAGGCCUACAAUCACCCCCUGACAAAUAGCAUUCAAAAUCGAUUCAAAGUGCAUGCAAUGUAUGAUUAAAUUCAAUCUGUCACUGGAACUGUCCCUGUUGCUGAAAGUAUUUAUUCUCCUGGGCUGCUUGCUUUCAGAUGAAAACCAGAAGAUGCUGAUGAGAUGCCCAGCCUCCAAAGAGUACAUUGUUGACUUAUUAGCAUCAGGAAUGGCGGCGGUGCGGAAAGAAUGCCUGGCGUUUCUGUCUUUGUACUCCCAAACUCCACAUGGAAGACGCUUGGCCAUUGAGAACCUGAAUUUGCACAUGUAAGCGAUCAGAUCCCUAUUGGUAAUUGCGUGUUUUGGCUGACAAGAACCACACACUAUUAUCAAAUCAAACCUACCUGCCUUCUCCUCAUUCAGCUCUUUCAGACAGCAGAUAGAGCUUUCCACUCAGAGCUUAGGGAAAUUAAAUAGCAAACUAUGGGGGGAAAGCGUUGUUGUAGGAUGGCAAAAAAAAUGUGUGCGCUAUUAACAGUACACAUUUAAUUUAGUAGUUUACCCCUUGUGUACUGUGGAAAUUGAAAACAUGUUGAUAUUCUAUUGCUAUAUUUAGUCUCACAUCAGUCCUCAUGCUGCACUUGUCGGUGCCUGCUAUUCAUAUUGUGUAAUCUAUCUUAUUUAAUCAGUAAAACAAUGACAUAGUAAGUUGGAUAAUUGUCUUGGCUUAAAGAAAAGUGUUAAUGUGUGAAUUAGAAAAUAUUUGUCUUUCUCACACCACUGCAGGUUGGUGGGAAACUUGAUGGCGUGCGUAUCCACACAAAGCCAGCUGGAAACCACAGCGCUAACUAUUUUGGACAACUUUGCCACAGAAAACAAGUAUGUACACUGUAGCUAAUGCAAUAAAUAGCUUUUCAUAACCAAAUGGUUGAUGCUAUUACUUGAAGGAGGGAAAAACUCUUUACGUUUUAAUGUAUUUUCUUAGCAGCAGAUGUCAGAACAAAUGGACACGUUUCGGCGUCAGCCUUCGUCAGCGUUUGGAGAACAAUGCUAUCACAAUGAUAUCACCUCACAGGAAUAAAUACAUACACAUUCUGACGAUGACCUAGUAUUGCCAUAUUUCAUCGGCAUAAAUAUUAAAGAGCUGUUUAAAUUCACUUGGCUGGACAGUUAGGAGACUCAGAGAGAAUGCAAAGUGAACAAAUGGGGUUGACAUCCCAAUCCAUCACCAUGCUCUAUCCCACCGUUAAUCUUGAAAGCUGAAUGGCCGCUCCGUUCCUAAACUCACAAUGUCACUUAUGAAAAUAGAGUCUGCGUCACUGCAUCCCAAAUGGCACCCUUUUCCUAAUAUAGUGCACUACUUUAGACCAGGGCCCAUAGGGCUCUGGUCAAAAGAAAUUGACUAGAAAGGGAAUAUGGGACACAGCUACUGAAGGAGUUUCAGAGCCACAGGAAUAGAGCCAGAGAGUGUGUAGUGGUUAAAAUGGGAAGACAGUGCUGUUUGUGCUAAACCUGUCUCACUGGGCACACACUGGUUGAAUCAACGUUGUUUCCACGUCAUUUAAACAAAAUUACGUUGAACCAAUGUGGAAUAGACAUUGAAUUGACGUCUGUGCCAGGGUUUCCGUCAGGAAGAUUUUGCACCAGACAACGUGACUGGAAAGAUGUUAAUUUCUGGACAUUUGAGCAAUUUACCGGACAUCCAUGUGCAUUCAGAUCCGAGAGUAGAAAGAGAGAGAGAACGAAACCUCCGACCUGGUGCAGGCAGCAGCAUCAAUAAACGAGGGAUAUUGGCCAAAUGAGCCACAUUUAAGCUACGUGUCCUUAAAAACAGCCUAUACUCAUUUUUCAAUUCUAAUGAUGGCACACUUGCUUUUUCUCUGGGGCUACAAAAACACUAUUCCUUGUGUUUCGAUGUGUAGCAUAUGCAAAACUUUAUAGCCCCUUGCUUUAUCGGUUUUUACUUUCCUAAAACAAUAAUUGUCCACUUCACGGUUCAGUUGUCGGCGAUUUGAGCACUAAAUGCAUCAGACCAUUGCAUGCAUUUGCGUCCACUGUAUGAUAUUAAUAUUAGAAAAAAUGAUAUAAAGGAAGAGAAGCUUAGGCCUAGCCCCAGAGAGACAGAGAGAGAGAUAGAGAUAUGCUGGAAGCAUGCUACGACAUCAACAUGCAUUUAUCACUAUGUCUGCUAGACAGAUAUAGGCGUACAGAAGGAAGCUUAUUCAUACAUUUCUGAUCCAAAUGUUUUUUAUAAAGAUAAGUAUUAUAUUGUUUGAUUAUAGGAGUAACUCUGUUAGGCCUAAAACAUUUUCCCUCACCUCAAGUUCAACUGUCGGAGUCAGUUGGAGCGCUGGUGUGCACAUGCAUGCAAAGAGUGAGAGAAUGGUGGAGCGUGAAAUUGGUGUGUAGCCUAUGAUAGACAGCAUCUCCCAGACAAUUUGUUUUGCUUCAAUUCUACAAUUUAAUUUAUCGUCUUUUCUUUUUUGGGGGCCCAAAAGCCGUUAAUUACUUGCUAACGGUGGGGUGUGUGUGUUGCCCAGUGGGGUGUGUGUGUUGACUUAUUAAGUAUGUGUGUGUGCUUGUGUGAAUUAUAAAAUAUUGAGAUAAUGUCGUCACACACUGUGUUUUGGUACCGCUCGUCAUGACUCAUGCAUAAUAAUAUAAUACAGAUUAUGUUUGUAGCCUGAGAUUUAUUGGCUGUGUCCAUACUGUUUGCACUGUGCAUCCAAUUAUUUUAUUGUUCCUUGUCAUGUAGGAGCCUAUUGUAUAGAGUUGGCUACAUCACAUACAGCAUAGGCAAGUGAUUUGUAGCAUAUCUACUGUAUAUUCUUGUACAUUUCGUGUUCAUCAUGGAUAACUCCCUGUUCUGUUACAGAUUUUGCUUGCAGUUAAGGGACACGUUUAAAACAUUGAUUGUGCUCCCUUUCGCAAGUCUGCUGGUAAGAUAUUUGUGUUGGAAGUUAGCUACAUCUCAUCAAAUACUUAAUUUGCUCCUGAUACUGUAGUUCUUGUAGCCUGGUCCGAGAUCUGUCAUGCCAAACUUGACAACGACCAUAUGAGUUGGUUAUAUAGCAAAAACUGAUCUGGGAUCAGACAUUGUCCAAAUAUUUUUGGGAUAAUCUUUCCAUGUGCUCCGCUUGCAGAGAAACAUCACCACAUCCAACCAGCACAUUUUUCCAUCGCUCAUAUCAACAAUAGGCCAUAUGACUGGAGAUGAUGCCAUCCAUAAAGAGGUUGCCAACUGUCAGGAGUGUUGGCAGGCCUUUCUAAUCGCCAUGGUGAAUAUGGUUACAUAUUGUAUUUAUGACUAGCUUAUUUUAGAGGAGCAUACAACUUUUCUAUUUUCCUAAACUUAACUGAACUGAGAUGUUAAUUUCUCUAUUUUAUCAUUUUUCAAUUCUAAUGAUGGCACACUUGCUUUUUCUCUGUCCAAUAAAAACAAGUUUUUGAAAUGUCAUACACUGAAACUUAUAAGCCAGAAUAGAUAACAAUGUACAAUGACAUUUCUCAAACCAAAUCCAGUGUGUGUUGUAUUGCAUUGUUGUUCUCUAUUACAGGAGUGGUGUACUCACUGUGAAUACAGAGAGAUCCUUUAUCCCCUCCUGGGACUGAUGAUCAACCUCUCCGGUAAUUCCUCCACAGCCAUCCAGGUACGAUAGAGGCUGUUAGGCUGGGCGUAUCCCAAAUGGCAUCUAAUUCUCUAUAUAGUGCACUACUUUUGACCAGGGCCCAUGGCACACUAGGCCACCAUUUGGAGUUGGGCAGCGAUUGACUAGUCCUUGGCCCACCUAUCAGGGUAACACAUCAAUUUGAUGGGAAGAGGGAGGGAGGUGAGUGGAAGAACAAGAACAAAAUGAGCACUGAGAGCUUUUGUUUCAGCCCCUUUGGUAUAAUCAUAAGCACCCCUAUGAAAAAGUGAUAUGUACACUGAAAAUUGUAUUAACCUUUCUCUCUCGCGCUUUCUCUCUCUCCUUUAUCUUGCAGGAGCACGCUGUUCCCAUCAGUGGCGUAUGCUUGGGCUUGCUGAGUGAUCCCGACGGGGGCAUCAUCACAGUGAGUGAUAUGAAUCUCACCGCCUUGCACCAAAGGGCCCCGACGCAGUUCUACUGA
Coregonus sp. 'balchen' is the source of this 18243-nucleotide messenger RNA. Lineage: Eukaryota; Metazoa; Chordata; Actinopteri; Salmoniformes; Salmonidae. The record is from the annotation of a GenBank genome assembly.